AAAAAAAGGUUCAAAGAAGGGAGUGAGGAGGAAGAAGAAGAAGCUUAUGCAACUUCCUAAAGUAAAGUGGAAAAACGGGUACGCUUUCAAUUCAAAUUAAAAAUGCCCCGCAAUUCUCUGCGUUAAUUCCCCCCCUUUGAAUUUUUCAAAUACCCACAUUCUUUCUCUCUUUCGCCAAAAACACAAUCAAUCCAAUCCAAUCCUUCAUUUCUUUUUGCUCCCUCUUUCUCUUUCGAUCAUUUCGGAUCACCACAGAACUCUCUCUCUCUCUCUCUCUCUCUCUCUCUUGCUUCGAAUUCGAAAACCAAGAGCUAAAUUCAACCCCCAUUUCUUGUUUUCCCCUCUGUUGACGGUUUAUGUGAUUGUGUUUCUUCUUCGUUUGAGUUCUUUUCCCCUUUUCCCUUUCUGGGUUUUGUUUUUUCCCCAUUGUUCUACACGACAAAGAAGUAACCCACCUCUGUUUUUGCCCCCUUCUUUCAAUUUCUUUACUGGGUUUUCUCAUAUGGGAAUGGAGGAUGAGUAAUUAGAGCUCUCUUUAUGAUCUAAUUCGUGGGGUUUUCUUCUUUUUGUGGAUUUUGUUUUGUUUCUUUGUCUUGGUGUAACCCUUUUAAUGUCUUUGGCUGUUGGGGCUGCUUCAAAUUCCAAGAACAUGGGGUUUGAUGAGAAUCGUGAAGAGGGAGAUAUAUUGGAUAACCAUGGGAAUGAGAAUGAAGCUGCUGAAAAGAUUUCAAGGCAAUUGAGUGAAACUUCUCUCUAUGCAACUGAGGAUGAGACUGAUGAUGAGGGAAGUAAUAUUGAGUUGGGGCCUCAACGCACAUUGAAAGAAGAGCUCGAGAAAGAUAAGGAUGAUGAGAGUCUGAGGAGGUGGAAGGAGCAGCUUCUUGGGGCUGUGGAUUUAGAAAAUGCUGGAGAAACUCUUGAGCCAGAGGUGAAGAUUCUAAGUCUGUCAAUAGUGUCUCCAGAGAGACCAGACUUGGUUCUUCCAAUUCCCGAAGACGGGAAUCCAAAAGGAUUGUGGUUUACUCUGAAAGAAGGCAGUCGUUAUAGCCUGAAAUUCUCCUUCCAAGUGACUAACAACAUUGUUGCUGGCCUUAAGUACACCAACACUGUUUGGAAAACUGGUGUUAAAGUUGACAGCUCCAAAGAGAUGCUUGGAACUUUCAGUCCCCAGCUAGAGGCCUACACUCAUGUAAUGCCAGAGGACACCACACCCUCCGGCAUGUUCGCCCGUGGAUCGUAUUCAGCAAGAUCUAAGUUUCUUGAUGAUGAUAACAAGUGUUACUUGGAAAUUAACUACACAUUUGACAUCAGAAAGGACUGGGCUGCAACAUAAGGCCAAUGAUUUGGGUAGUAGGAGCAGUGCUGUUCUGGCUUAAGCAAUCCCCAUCAUCCAGCUGAUCAGCUGGUGUUCUUAAAAACUGCCAAUUUCUCUUUUAAUUACAUGUAAUUAUAAUUAAGGCCAACAAGUAUUAUGUUAAUUACUAGGUUUAUGCUGCAUCCAAACUUUUGCAAGUUUUCAAUGUAUUGGGAUGUUGGAGAAGAUGAAUGAAUGAAAAAAAGAAAGAAAAAAAAGAGGAGAUUUUUUGUUUGAUGCCCUUUAAUAAAAGGUGUGUUUGGCCUUCCACA
Benincasa hispida (wax gourd) is the source of this 1626-nucleotide messenger RNA. RefSeq names its product rho GDP-dissociation inhibitor 1-like. Gene Ontology annotation, biological process: Rho protein signal transduction. Gene Ontology annotation, cellular component: membrane; cytosol; cytoplasm. Gene Ontology annotation, molecular function: protein binding; Rho GDP-dissociation inhibitor activity. Lineage: Eukaryota; Viridiplantae; Streptophyta; Magnoliopsida; Cucurbitales; Cucurbitaceae. The record is from RefSeq and is a predicted model, not a curated record.